UUAAAAUGGCAUUUGCAAGCUCAAUACAAAAAGGUCAAAUUCCAGUUGGAUGUCAGUUAUGUGAAGAUGGAAAUAAGAUUCAAUGGAAAUGUAACACAUGUGACUUGCUCAUGUGUAAUAAGUGUAAGGAUGGAGUUCAUCUAAAGAUUGCCAAGGACCAUAGAAUUCUUAACAUUAUCAAAAUUGGACAACAGGAGGUGUCAAAGGACACAAUUAUAUUCAGUGAAGUCAAAUGUGCCGAACAUUCUAACCAAGUGUGCUGUCUGUACUGUAAUUCUUGUAAUAAACUUGUCUGUCCAAAGUGUAUUACUCAAGUUCAUAAUGGACAUGAGUUAAUUGAAGAAGAAGACUAUAAUAAAGGCAAAGUAGAACUGAAGCCCAAACAGAAUUGUGAAAUUAAAAUAGAAAUAUCCAAAGUUUAUACAACAGAUCUUACCUCUAUUCACCUUAUAGCAGUAUGUUCUGAUGGUUCUAUGUGGAUGGGGGAUAAUGAAAGAUUACAGUUACAACAUGUCAAACUUAUGGAGAAUAGAACUGAAGUUAUAACAAGUAUAAACACUAAGAUUUAUGGAAUAGCAAAAACUCAAUCAAAUACCAUUCUUGUUACAACAGGUGGGACUAAACUCCAAUUAAUUAACACCGUGACAGGGGAGAUAACAGAUUCCAAGUAUGACGUAAAACCAUUGAAACCAAUUGGUAUGUAUGUGACCAGUGAUCACAGAGUCAUUAUAGGAGCAUGGUCUGGAGGAAAUGCAUUCCCUGUCAAAGGAAGACGUGUAGUGGUGGUAAUGGAUCAGGAAGGAAAACAACUUAAGGAAUAUGAAUAUGACAAUCAUAAGAAACAAUUAUUUACCUACCCUGCACGGGUAUCCUGUACCAGUAAUGGUAAUCUCUGUGUGGUGAAUUAUUUAGAUAGUGAAGGCAGAGGUAUAGUGAUUGUAUUAUCACCAGGAGGAGACAUUCUAGGAACUUACACUGGUCAUCCUGAUGUCAACACAGAAAAGGAUCCAUUUAAACCUUGUGGAAUAGUAACAACACCGUCAGAUAAAAUAGUUGUUACUGAUGUGAAAAAUCAUUUAUUGCAUAUACUGACUGACCAAGGACAAAUUAUUACCCACUACAAUCUCCAUGACAUAGGCAUCUUAGGUCCGUUCUCCCUUGCUCUGUCUACAACAGGAACUUUCUAUAUGGGAUGUACUAAUAAAAAAGGAACUCCUGACACUUCAAAGGCCAAACUUUAUGAAUUUAAGUAUUCUGGAUUUGAGUAACUAUCCUUGUCAAUAUAACAAUAGGCUCUCAAGAGCCUGAAUCACUAACCUGUAAUUUUUUGUUUAAACAGUUCAUCAUUAAAAUCGAAAGAGGGAGGUAUAUUGGGAUUAAAGCUGAAGACAGAAAGUGUAAGCUAUGUAAGAAAGCAGUUGAAGACGAACUACAUUUCCUUUUAAAAUGUCCUGUUCUAAAAGAUACUCAAUCUCAACAUCUAUCAAAUUUAAAUUCCAAAAAAAAUUCAAAAAUUUUUCAAGAUUAUCUGAUGAAAUGAAAUUUGUUUGGAUUCUUUCAUCUGAAGAUUUGUUUGUAACUUCAAACUUAUCUUAUUUAUUGCACUUCCUUUUUGAAGAAUGAAAGAAAAUUAUAGAAAAUGUUGUUGUUUGAAAAAAAAAAAAAAGAAGAAAAAAAUAUAAAGAUAUAUAUAGGAAAUAAAAUUGAUCAGGAGUUGUCUCCCAUAGACCUAGUACUAUAAAGAAUUAUGUAAUUUCUCCAGGUCAUAGUGGCACCCAUAACAACUAUGUUUUGUCAAUAACUUGGUUUAUAUCAGGUUAAUUAGUGUAAAUGUGUAUUCAUGUGUUUUUUUGUUUUUUUGUUUUUUUGUUGUCUAAAUGUAUUUUUAAAAUCAUUCUAAUC
Messenger RNA from Mytilus trossulus (common blue mussel), 1902 nucleotides. RefSeq lists its product as uncharacterized. Gene Ontology annotation, molecular function: zinc ion binding. NCBI's taxonomy places the organism in Eukaryota, Metazoa, Mollusca, Bivalvia, Mytilida, Mytilidae. The transcript has a single exon. The record is from RefSeq and is a predicted model, not a curated record. The coding region runs from base 6 to 1268 and encodes 420 amino acids.